Molecule: messenger RNA, 5048 nt
Organism: Vitrella brassicaformis
Lineage: Eukaryota; Vitrellaceae
Source: the annotation of a GenBank genome assembly
UGAGGUUCUGCGUGGAGAUCUGCGAGUGGAGAUAUCUGUUGGUGGAGAUCUGCAAGUGUGAGUCACGGAGCCACUCACGACGCCACUAUGGUGGAGGGCAGGAGGAAGAAGCCCAAAUCAUGGGCUCGGGUAGUUGAUGGCGAGUCGUCUGGUGAUGAAUUUGAUGACGCUGGUGAUGACACACCUGUGCCGGCUGCUGCGGCAGGAGCACCGCUGGGACGUGACGGCACGGCCCAGCUAUCGAAGACUGAUGAGUCGGGUGUUCACACCUUCUGGGCCGUCUUCCCAGCAACAUGCAUCUCAGAGGAAUGUAAGCGAACGCACCAAGACACACACUGCAGAUGCCUGUGUGCAUCUGUGUGGAUGAAUGUCUGUAUACAGGCAGAGUUUAUCUGCAUUCUGACGCGUUUGGGUGGCAGCUCUCUGCGGCCAACAAGAUGGAGCGGGUGCAGGGCGUCAAGCCGGAUCACAUCUUCUUCUACCUCAAGUGCCGCAUCGAGCAGCCUCACAUCAACUGCAAGCUCGCAGUCGCCGUGCCCCCGCGCCACGAGCUCAUCUACGAGAAGGGUGACGCAUCCACCUGGUCGCCAACCCACGACCGAUGGAUCGAUUUCAGUUACCUGCAGAACAAGUACGGCAUCGUGGCAUCUCGCCAGCACGUCCUGUACGUCAAGGAUCAUUUGGUGCAAGGCUUCUGGCAGACGCCCAUGAAGAUGAUCCGGGACUUUUUCACACCAGGAGCUCGUGAUCCGCAGGUCCACCUGCUGCCCCGGGGCUCAUGGGCUUGGCGCAACACUUCGUCGCUCGUCUACCUUAUGCCACCCAUGCUCAAGAAGCUCGCCAGGGAGGGCCGGGUUGACAUCCUUGAAUGGAAGGCGCUGAUCCAGGCAGCAAGUGUGGCGAUGCAAACUGCGCGGAUCAAGUAUAUCGACUCCGAGUACCUCACGAUCAUCAGGGAGGUCCUGCAGCUUGGCACGAGCGUCCACCCCAUGUUCGCAUUCGAUCCCGACUGCAUCGAUUCUCGGCGUCCCCUGGCUGUUUCGGCUGCUUCUGAGCUGAUUGCUGGACUGCGCCGGUCCUUCCAUCUUAUCCCACACCUGGCCGCGAGCCGAGACGCUCGUCAGGUGAGAGGGCACAGAUGAGGGAACGCAAUGAGAGGGCGUUUAGAGGGGGUAUCACUGUGGCGCUGUCUGUUGCGUUCCUUCAGAUUGCGGCUGAGUGGAUGGACAAGUUUCUUCAGCUCCUCAAGCCCUCUCACCACGCUCUCCGCAAUUCGAAGGACGAAAGCGAGUUGAUGGGCUACAUCCUGGUGUCGUUGUUCCGCGCGCAGCUCGUGGGCGAGUCCGUCAGCCACACGCAGCUCCUGGGGCAGUGCCAAGACGUCGAUGUCAUGCGGUACGUGUUGAAAGAGCUGAUCGAGCUGUGCUUCACCGACGGCCGGCUGGAUGUGGAGAAGGCGACGACCAUCCUCCUGCUGGUGCCCAUGCGGGAGUGCCUGAAGGAUGCCAUCGAUCUCGUGUUGGACAGCCCGUUCCGGAACGCCUCCCUCGUGUGCAAGGGCCUGGUCCACAGACUGCGGGCGUAUCCGACACACGCGUCACAUGAAGAAGGUAGGGCUGGGAAGGCGGAUAGAGUAAUCAUGAUGGAUACGAGCUGAUUGUGUGAUAUCUGUUGUAGGAAGCAAGUUGCUGCAUUUUCUACGAAUCGUUCUUGAUGCCGUCCACCAGCACGUAGCCUUCUUCUUCGAGGAUCCAACGUGUGUGGUCUCGGUCAUCGACCUGCUGGAGGAGAUCAUGAAAGCCCCAGCAUUCGCAGUACGAGAAGCAGCGGGGAGCUCGCCGGAUGGGCUAAACGCCUCGUGUGGCUGUGCUGUGUCCCUCAGGUUGAGAUGGCGCUGAAGCACAAGCGCAGCGAUCUCAUCAUCAGCAAGUUUGCCGCCAUAUUCGCCCUGCCGGAGGCUCACCGGGCGAGCGAGCUGCCCAAGAUGGGUCCUGUGCUCCAGUUGCUGCGACAACGCAUCCGCCGCUACCUCGACAGCGUCCAAGCAGACCGCCAGGUCAACAGGCAAAUACCUACAUGCUCAAUCACAUGUCGGCCUCGUAUUGAUUCGGCUGUCCUGCUCACUGCAUCUGCAUGUGCAGAAAGCUGCUUUCGAGAUCUAUCGUGAUGUCUUGGCGGCCUUGUCAAACCUGUGGGACGAGCAGUCGAGUGACAGCGUCCUUAGCCAGCUGGUAGCUGAGGUCGUCAACAAUCUUCCGAAAAGCUUCUUCGUGAACAGCAACAUCAUGGAGACUCCGCUGGUGCAGCUGCUGCCCCAGCUGCCACAAAACCUACAGCAGGUCCGCUGCAGAAAGACGUGCAGAAGAGAAUGGCAAAGGUCACUUGUGUGGGUUUGCAGAUCCUGAACAAGCAGGCAUUGGAGGUCUUCGGUGCAGCAGCAAUCGAUGAGUCGAGUCAGCUGCAGUUCUUUGAGAAGAUCCACAAGACGCUAAAGCGCAUGGAUGUGUCGCGCUACCAGCCCGCCCAGCUGCAGUAUCUUGUGGACUGCACCACGGCCCUCCUCAGGCAGCUGGAGGAGUCCACCAAGCUGCCCCCAAGCACAGCUCAGUCCAGCGUGCCCCUCGAAGUGGUGCGGAUGGUCGACAAGGCGGCUCUUUACCGAUUCUUAUCCCGAUUCGAGGCUGAUGUUGUGGCGUCCAAUCUGACCGCAGCCAUCCCACAGCUCAGGACAAUCGUCACUUCCCUCCAGCGAUCAUUCCUGGCUCCUUAUCGCGAUCUCCUCCAUCAGCUGGGCAACGGAGAUGUCUACAAGGCAACUCUCGACUUCAUCUACAGGCACCAGGAGGCCUUUGCUGCAAUUGCCGGCCAAGACAGUGAGAGGGAGGCGAUUGUCAAGGCCAUCGAUGAUCUCAUGCGAAAGAAGCGGGCCAUCGAGGACAAGGAGGGGACGUGUGAGGCCUUCCUCACUCAGUGCUGUACCGAUGACGGCCCCCUGGGUGUCUACCGGGAGAGCUGUCGCACGCGCCUCCAUGAACACGCUGCGCUCAGGUCGGGGGACACAGAUUAAACAUGAAGGGACGGUCCGGACGUAUGCUCUCCUGCCUUUUCUUCAGAGAUGAGUCCGUUGGUCUCAAGAACUGGAGGGCCUUUGCUCUCGUGGAGCGAGAUGAAACACUGCAGGUGAUUCCAGUCUGACAACAUCGCUGCACGAACAGCAGCUCUGGUGCCUUUUUCUCUUCUGGCAGGCCAUGGGUUUCGCUGCCAGUGCGGUGAGCUCCCCGCUGUGCUACAAGCUGAUGCUGGACUCGACCAAACUGGCGCCCUGCGGACCGCCGACCACCGUCUUCGACCCAGCAGCCUUUUCCCAGCUCGUGGAGGCGUCAGUGACGAAGUUCCAGGAGCAGCUCCAGUCCGCAUACGGCCUGCUCGUGUCGCCAAGGGCCCUGAAUGCCGAGUGCUGGCCUCUUGUUCAACCGGUGAUGGCGCUGCUGCCCAGCAGCAGACCGCCAGCGGCACACGAGACGCCUUCGCAGGCCCGCGAGAGGGCGCAUCAAGACCGAGAGAUUCGGCAGGCAGAGCUGCAUCGCAUCCUGACCCAGGAGGUCGCCCACCUGCAGCAGCUCAUGCGGCAGAUAGGCAUCCCUGCCCAGAGGCUUUCAGGGGAUGCUGACCUCGUCAGCAGCACGGAGCGAUGGAUCAUCGCGUGGGAGACUGUGCCAAAAGUGGAGGCACUGCUUGCGCUGAUCAAAGAGCAUGAGAUGUCGAGAUUUCCUUUCGCCAGCAGCAGCCAGGACAUGCAGCGGUUGAGGGAGCUCGCGACUGAGGUCGCUGGCGCAACGACCAAACAGCAACUAGAGGAGCGGGUGUCAGACAUGACCCGAAUAUGCCCGUCGCUCAGCCAUGUGUCCCUCGACCAGCUCAAAGGCCUCCACGGUGCCAUCAAGUCGUCGCUGCUCAGGAGGAUCCUCUACCAUACGGAUGAUGCAUCCUUCUCAACAUUCUUUGAGAUGCGGUGAGUACAGCACAGCACAGUUCAGGGUGGCGAAAUCGGUCAUCUCCUGCUGUUCGUGUUGCGCAGGCUGAGUCAUGCUUCAGAUCCGCUGGACGUCGACCUGCUGCAAUCAUUCAGGUGAAUGAGUGACGAUAGAGAAUGAAGGUGGACAGAGGUCAUUCCGCUCUGCUGCUGGCUGCGCAUUUACAGGCGGCUUCGUCACGAGUUGUUCCCGUAUCUUUCGUCAGCUGAUGCGACGUUGGAGGAGUUCCUGCACACGUGUUCGAUGCUGUCUGCCUUCGACAUGGAGCUGUACACCAGCCAUGCGGCGCGCAUCACACACAUGCUGUCGGCAGCUGCUCAAUUUGAGGGCGUCACGGUGCGUACAUGGCAUCUGCGACGAAACACAACACACAAAUGUCAAUCGUGCAUCACGUCGCUCGCUUCCUUGGUCUUGUCCGCAGGCGCUCGAGACUCUGUGUCACCUGUACAACUUCGGCUCAUUCAACAUCCGCGUGAUCGACAAUGCGAGUGACGCCACACUCAUUGCAUCCUACAAGCUGCCGGCCGGGACCUGCAAUGAGCUGUCAUACGAGGACCUGACCGAGCUGCGCAACCAGAUCUCUCUGCAGGUGAGGAGUGGAGGGAAGUGGCAGGCACUCGAUCCCAUUCAUUUGUUAUGUCGUGUUGUACAGGACCUUCCGACCAGCCAGGACGACGACAAUGAGGAGCCUGCAGCUGCAGCGACGACAGCAAGCGGUGAGGAGCUUCUUACAGUCAGCAGCCUCCUCCAUAAUCGCGACAAGAAAACAGGUGAGCGGGCAGAAACCAUGGGGCGUCAUUCCGGCGAACCUGAGUGCUAUGUGCGCCCUACGUUUCUGCAGCCUACGUGAAGGCCUUUGCAGCCAACCUUGAGAGCUCUGUGAGGAUUCGAGACCUGCUUACUGGUCUCUGCCGCGAUGGUCAUUUGCGCUACCAAGAAGGUGUUCUGCCCAUUCGUGUGAGCUGCGAGGUGGACGAAUUCCGGAGGGAGAGGGAGGCGCUGGAGGACGAAUGA